Molecule: messenger RNA, 3240 nt
Organism: Colossoma macropomum (tambaqui)
Lineage: Eukaryota; Metazoa; Chordata; Actinopteri; Characiformes; Serrasalmidae
Product: double C2-like domain-containing protein beta
Exons: 9
Coding region: 60-1286 (408 amino acids)
Cellular component (GO): membrane
Source: RefSeq, a predicted model, not a curated record
CCCACCUCCUUGCCGGAAAGGCAGGGUGGUCGGCGGCGUUUGCCCGCAGGGCUGCAUGCAUGACACAGCGCAAAGGCGAGAAGCCCACCAUCAGCAUCCAGGAGCACAUGGCCAUUGACGUGUGCCCGGGCCCCAUUCAGCCCAUCAAGCAGAUCUCUGACUAUUUCCCCCGCUACCCGCGGGGUCUCCCCCCCACAGCGCCACCACCGCUGGGCCUCAGCCGCACCGGAUCCCCGCGCUCCUCCUCAUCCUCCUCCGCCACCGCAGCAGGACGUACCCACGAGGGCCCCGCAGCCGCCUCCGACCCGGGCCGGGAUGACGAUGAGCUGGACCGAGCCUUUGGCGCUGCCUCUGCCCUGCCGGUGCCCAGCAAGAAGGAGGAAGAGCCGGACGUGGAGGGUUACGACUCAGACGACUCCACCACUCUGGGCACGCUGGACUUCAGCCUGCUGUACGACCAGGAGAACAAUGCCCUGCACUGCACCAUCAACAAAGCAAAGGGACUCAAACCCAUGGAUCACAAUGGGCUGUCAGAUCCCUACGUUAAACUGCACCUGCUGCCUGGAGCCAGUAAAGCCAAUAAGCUCCGGACCAAGACUCUCCGCAACACCCUCAACCCAGUCUGGAGUGAGACAUUGACCUACUAUGGCAUCACUGAUGAGGAUAUGGUCCGCAAAACACUCAGGAUUUCAGUGUGUGACGAGGACAAAUUCCGCCACAACGAAUUCAUCGGAGAGACACGGAUCCCCCUGAAGAAGCUCAAGCCCAACCAGACCAAGAACUUCUACAACUGCCUGGAGAAGCAGCUGCCUAUUGACAAGACGGACGACAAGUCUCUAGAGGAGCGAGGCCGGAUCAUGAUCUCGCUGAAGUACAGCUCGCAGAAGUGCGGCCUGGUGGUGGGCAUCAUCCGCUGCGCUCACCUCGCAGCCAUGGACGCCAACGGCUUCUCCGACCCCUAUGUCAAAACAUACUUGAAGCCGGAUGAGAACAAAAAGUCAAAGCACAAGACUGCUGUAAAGAAGAAGACCCUUAAUCCAGAGUUUAAUGAGGAGUUCUUCUAUGAGAUUAAGUACGCUGAGCUCAGUAAGAAAACUCUCGAGGUGACUGUGUGGGACUAUGACAUUGGCAAAUCCAAUGACUUUAUAGGUGGAGUUUCUCUAGGCAUCAACGCCAAUGGAGAACGCCUGAAACACUGGUUCGACUGUCUGAAAAACAAAGACAAGAAAAUUGAGCGCUGGCACACACUGACAAAUGAACUACCUGGUUCAGGCUUCAAUGAUUGAAGAGAGCCAGGCCCUGAAGAGUUUCCUCCCUCUCCUCCACUUUCCGUGCAAUGUCCACUUGAGCCCAGCCUUUGUUUGGCACCUCCAGCACUCCAGAGGUUUUACAGUUUGGAGAUGAGUACCAAAACUACUGCACAUGCUCCAUCUCUAUAUGUCCCUUCCCUGGUGUUGACCUUGCUGUUUGAUCCUGUGCUGUGGCUUUUGGGCUUAUAUAAGGGUCUUUGGUCAGCAUAUGUUUAUUCAAACCUGUUGAAUAUGGAGAGGUGUGGCUCUCACCAAUGGCACAGGAUCCGUUUUGGACUGAUCUCCUGUGUACAAACAUUUAAACAUACUGUUAGGCCUACUGUUCACUCUGCUCUUUCAGCUCUCUCUGACAUUUAGUGUGUAUUUGAGGAUGUUGUUUACAAAAACCGUCGAUGGAUGUUGAUACCACAAAUGUAUAUAAUGGCACCAUGGGGGCUCAAAAGAUGUAUCGUUUUGAAAAGGCAGAACUGCUCAAGAGCUCUGGUCAAGAAACCAUCUACUGUUUACUUCUAGAAUACAGUUUGAAACUGAUGCCUAUCUGAAAUAUUUAGGGCAAAAAAAAAUCUCGGUAUGCCACAACACGAUUGUGAGGAUAUUGCUGUUUUUCACUGGAAUUGGCAACGAAAAAAAUGACAGAAAAUUGAAUGGAUUUGGGAGUUUUUAAUUUCAGUUUAUUCUCCAAGCAUAGCAGUUUUAGUGUUUUUGUUGUGCUUUUAAACUCACGUAAGAACCCAGUGUCAGUGUUUAUUGAUGAAUGUGUUUUAAUUAGCCACCCUUUUCUACAGUAACUUUAAAAAUGACAGCUGGAAGUGAUGAAAAAGUGAUGGACCAUCGUCCACCCUGUUUACAUAUUAAGCAAACAAAAAAAUGCCUACAGAACAGGAAAGACACUACAGGUAAGGGUCAUUCAUUACGGAUUUGGUCCAUUGAUUUCCCUAGUUAUUAGGGUCAGCGUACAGUAAUGCUGGUGGAGAUGCUCGCAGAACACUGUAUGUACUAAGACAAGCCCCAUAUAUAAAGAUAUACAAACCUGAGUUUGUGAAAUGCCAAUAGAUACAGAAAGCAGUGGCUAGUUAAUUUUGUUUGACUGCAAUUAGUUGAAAACAGUUCAAAAACACAGUAUUUGAUUAUUUACCUUAUUUACCUUUACCUUUUUUUACCUUUACCUCAUUGAUUUGAUACCUGCAACACAAAAAAAAGUUGACAGACACGUUUACCACUGUGUUUCAUCGCAUUCUUAUCAAAACACUUAUUAAUUUGGUGACUGAAGACAACAGUUGAUUCAGCUUUGAAAGCAGAAUUUUUGUCUUUCAGCUGUGCGGCUGUACAGGCCUUUGUUGUUGUAUUUUGUGUUCCAUAAUGCAGCACACAUUUUCGCUGCGAGACAAGACUGGACUGUAGGCAGGCCAGUCUAGCACCCACAUUCUCUGAUUACGCAGCCAUGCUGUUGUAACGUGCAAAAUGUGCCUUUGCAUUGCUGUGUUCAAUAAGCAUGGGCGUCCCUGAAAAAGAUGUCAUCUAGAAGGCAGCAUAUGUUGCUCUAAAAUGUGUAUAUUUUUCAGUGUUAACCCCUUAAAAUCCCAGCCUUAUUAUUCAGUAACUACAGGGACUUCAGUGCAAACUGGCUGAGCUAUUCUUAGGUUAUAGAAGUGUCGAAUAGAACUUUGGCCAUUUAAGGGGUUAAUGAUGCCAUCACAGAUGUGCAAGUUAGUCAUGCCAUGGGCACUGAUACCUCCCAUACCACAACAGACCCUAACUUUUGAACUUUAUACUGGUAACAAUCUGGAUGGUCCUUUUCUGUGGCCCAGAGAACACAACGUCCAUUAUUUCAAAUAUGUCUCAAAUUUUGAUUCCUCAAACCACAAUACACAUUUCCACUCUGAAUCAGUCCAUUUCAGAGCUCGAGCAAGAGAAGCUUAACUUUUUUUGG